AUAAAAUUUGUCAACAAAAUAUUGAAUAAUAAUCUCGAAGACGUGUUAUAUAAGUUUAGUGUAAUAGUACAUACAAAUUACCUAUUAAAAAUUAAAAUCACUUAUCGUAGUGGGCUAGUAGUGUGCCGAGAAAUACUUUUUUCAUAUUGCAAAACUAGCAAUGGCUUUGCAAUCAAUUUUUUAUGGACUUUUAGUGCUAUUAACGAUGGUGGCUUACAAACAACGAAAAUGUUGGUAUUUUAUAUGGCAAGUUAAUGGGUGGCGUGGUGUAAUCCAACAACCAGCAUUGUGGAUUUUAUUGAUGUGUUCUGUGGACCCAAAGAGUAUUAUGACAAGUAUUCACAAUUUUGGCAAAUAUUUUCAAUUUCCCUUGGCUAUAUUACUAUUCGAUCGUGUCCUCCUGUAUGUCGAUGAUCCUGUUACCUUGGAAGGUGUACUGACAUCACCAGAAUGUUUAAAUAAAACAUUUUUGCAGAAUGGUUUCUUUGCCAAUAAGGGUUUGCUGCAUGCAAAGGGUGAUGACUGGAAAAUACGCCGUAAACAACUAAAUCCAGCCUUCAGCCACAAUACACUCAUCAGUCUUCUUAAUGAUUUCAAUCGAGUGGCAACAAUUUUGAAAGAUCAGCUGCAAAGUGAAUUGCAGAGCAACCAAAUUUCAUUUAUACAUUUGGAAGAAUUGGUGAAUAGAGCCGUGUUGGAGGUAUCAUGUUUAACUACAAUGGGCGUAUCAACCAACUUCACUCAGGAGGAUAAUAGAGGCAUUGCAUUGGCUUACAGAUAUUUAAUGGAACUUACUGCUCUGAGGAUUUUGAAGCCAUGGUAUCAAAUCAAAGCCGUAUUUCGUUUUUUGGACAAGAAAAAAUUCGAUAUUACACAAAAAGCUAAAGCAUUGGUGCAUGGAUUUGUGGAAAAUGUAUGA
Molecule: messenger RNA, 919 nt
Organism: Stomoxys calcitrans (stable fly)
Lineage: Eukaryota; Metazoa; Arthropoda; Insecta; Diptera; Muscidae
Product: probable cytochrome P450 318a1
Exons: 5
Coding region: 161-919 (252 amino acids)
Molecular function (GO): iron ion binding; oxidoreductase activity, acting on paired donors, with incorporation or reduction of molecular oxygen; monooxygenase activity
Source: RefSeq, a predicted model, not a curated record